Thelazia callipaeda (thelaziosis nematode) is the source of this 1092-nucleotide messenger RNA. The record is from the annotation of a GenBank genome assembly. NCBI's taxonomy places the organism in Eukaryota, Metazoa, Nematoda, Chromadorea, Rhabditida, Thelaziidae.
CUGUACAUCCAUCUAUGUGCCUGUGAGAGCAAAAAAAAUAGAAUUGACAAGCAACAAAUAUUAUUUGUGUUUUUUUUGGCCCUUACGCGUAACUCGCAAAGGAGAGCAGCAAAAGCAAAUUUGAGAAAACAUUACCGAGAGCACUAUCACAUAAUGCGUCGAUUGCACCAGCACCAGAUAUCAUGCUCCAGUAUUGUCACCGCAAUCAAUGCUACUGCUACCACCACCACUACUGCUACCACAGUCACUACUGUUACUACAACAACACCCACUGCCGCUGUUACUUCCAACACCACUCUUACUGCCACAUAUCAGUUAGACAAGAAGAUAGGACAUAUAAGUGGUCGGAUCGCAUCACUCCAUAUGACAGCAUAUUGCUUUGAUGUACUGUAUGCAGCGUUACGUAAUCAUCAAACUCCGAGAAUACCUCCAGCUAUUCCAAACGAAAAAUAUCCGUUAUUUGUGACAUGGAAAAAGGGUUAUGAUCGGCGUUUGCGUGGUUGCAUUGGGACAUUCACCAAUCUUGUUUUACACAAGGGCCUUCAUGAAUAUGCUAUAAUAAGGAUAGCAGUUCAUGAGGUAAAUGAUACCAAGAGUUACGAAUCACGUUCGGUAGUUGAUUUGCAAUGUUUGCGCGAAAUAAUGCGUUACACAAGUAGUUAUGGCAAUGCCUUCAAGGACUCGCGUUUUGAUCCUAUCACUCUACAUGAGGUUGAUCAAUUGCAUUGUACUGUAAGCAUUUUAAUUAACUUCGAAAAAGCUCGAGAUUAUCGCGACUGGGUUGUUGGCAUUCAUGGAAUCAGGAUUGAGUUUCAAGACAAUCAUCAUUAUCGCGAUGCUGUUUAUCUUCCGGAAGUUGCAAGUGAACAAGGAUGGGAUCAUACAGAAACGAUUAAUAAUUUGAUGAGGAAAGGGGGUUUUCGUGGACACAUCUCUGAAGAAACGCGUAUGAAAGUAAACGUUGUGAGAUUUCAGUCGGACAAAGUGUUAAUGAGUCAUCAGGAAUAUGUAGCCUAUAAAGCAAAUUACGGGGAAGCACUGCUGACCGAUCCUGGUGGACGUAGAGGUCUUUUCCACUCUUGUAGGCCUUAG